Molecule: messenger RNA, 5155 nt
Organism: Setaria italica (foxtail millet)
Lineage: Eukaryota; Viridiplantae; Streptophyta; Magnoliopsida; Poales; Poaceae
Product: probable LRR receptor-like serine/threonine-protein kinase At3g47570
Exons: 2
Coding region: 1447-4617 (1056 amino acids)
Biological process (GO): protein phosphorylation
Molecular function (GO): receptor serine/threonine kinase binding; protein kinase activity; ATP binding
Source: RefSeq, a predicted model, not a curated record
GGGUGUGGAUCAAACGGCUGGGAGAGGCCAAAGGCAUUUCUCAUUCAACUCCCUGGGUGAGUUUUUUUCCUCCGUCGGCGAGCGAGCACCCUCGUCCCGCUGCGGCGAGCGGCGGACGACGGUCACCACCGCUCGCCGGACGGCGAGCUCCUCCUCCGGCGGAGGCCGUCGUUCGCUGGACGGCGGCGGCCCAGUCCUCCGCUGCAGCGAGAUGACGCCCGAAACCACUUUCUCGGAUCCUCGCCAUUUCCGCGUACGCCGGUUUCACUCUUUUAAUGCGGGGAAGGAGCCUCCGCGGACUCUUCGCCGUGGCCGGGGAAGGCGGUGGCCUCGGCGGCGAGGGCCAGCUUCUGUGGCUCUUCGGCCACGCGGGUCUUCUCUGGUGAAUGUGGCGCCGGCAUUGCGUGUCCACCUCCUUCCUGAACCGGUAACCACUGCACCAGCUUCGCGGUGAGUGCCCCCCGCCGCUCCCCUCCCUGUCGCUGACGCAGUAACCCCAGAAUCUUUGCAAUUCACUACAGAAGAUGCAGCGAACGCCUGAAUCUGACCACAAUCAGCGCUGGAAUUCUCGAUCUACAACGAUCUACAAACACAAACAUUUGUCCGGGGUGUUUGGCUUUCUGCAACUGAAAGAUUAUUAUACCUCGUCAGAAGUGUUUGCGAUGAUUACUUUCUAGGAAUUUUCUCGCGUCAGUAGUUCGAUCACUUUGUAAUAGGAUGUCAGGCUAUCGGUUGAACAAAAAGACAGCAAGGCACGUUUGGAUACAACAAGUGUGCUGCUUAGAAAAUGGCACUUGGUGUUGACGCGACCUGCGUGCUCUGAAGUCUGCACAGGCUGUUUCCUUAGUUUUUGCUUUGCACGACAGAAGAAUCUAUGCUUUCCUGUCUGAAUAGAAAUUUAGUCUGACUUUGAUUAGAUGAGUCUGAAACCACACACCAAUUCCAUCUGUGUUCACCUUGUUUGCUUUGCACGACGGAGAAUCUAUGCUUUCCUGUCUGAAUAGAAAUUUAGUUUGACUUUGAUUAGGUGAGUCUGAAACCACGCACCAGUUCCAUCUGUGUUCACUUUGUUUAGAAUUGGAUGGGAGUGCAUCUCAUAAUGCCGGCAAAUAAUUUGGGACUCUUAUUUGAGUAUAUAAUGAGGACCAUAUGAGAACACAGUGGAUAUGGGGGAAAACGUGGUUCCAACAUAGGCCAUAGCUGAUAGCUACUUCUAUCAAGAUCAUGCAUUUACUGUACAAAUGGACUGAUUAGGUGGGCACUCGAGCACAGCAGUUUCACAUCUCUCUUGAAAGAGUGAAAGCUACACUAGGAACAAUGAAUUUGGAACAAGUAACCUAGCUACAAUCGAAUUCGACUGCUUACCUUGCACAUUGCAUUUAUACCACCGUGAGUCCUACACUGUCACACAAAGACCUCAAACACAAAGUUGAAUAGCAAGCAACCAUGGGGAGCAGUAGCAAGAGGCAUGGCCUCUUUGGCAUGAUCAGUUCCAGAUACAUGCUCAUCACCAGUUGUCUCAUCCAUGCCGUUCAUGUCCUUCCUAUAUGCAUAGCUCAGCCUUCUGAUGAGCAAGCACUGCUUGCGUUCAAGUCCGCCAUCUCUGCUGAUCCGAACGGAGUGCUUGCUGCAUGGACACCCACCUAUGGCAGGGUGAAUGCAACGGAUAACAUCUGUGGGUGGAGCGGUGUGUCAUGCCGCUCCCGACGGCACCCUGGCCGUGUCACGGCGCUGGAGCUCAUGUCAUCCAACCUGACAGGUGUGAUCAGCCCCAGCCUGUCCAACCUCUCCUUCCUCCACACACUCAACCUCUCUAGCAACCGCCUCUCUGGCAGCAUCCCAUCGGAGCUUGGCCUUCUGCGGCGCCUCCAAGUCAUCAGCCUCGGAGGGAAUUUCCUCACUGGUGAGAUACCCACAUCUCUCACCAAUUGUGCACGUCUCACCCAUUUGGAGUUGCAACGGAAUGGGUUUCAUGGUGAGAUCCCAGCCAACUUGAGCUACUGCAGGGAUCUCCGGGUUUUCAACGUUAGUGUGAACAUCCUGUCAGGUGGUAUUCCUCCAUCAUUUGGGUCGCUGUCGAAGCUCGAGUUCUUGGGCCUUCAUCGGGGCAACCUCACUGGUGGCAUUCCCCCAUCGUUGGGUAACCUCUCAUCACUCGUGGCAUUUGAUGUCAGUGAGAACUAUAACCUUGGUGGUUACAUACCCGAUGGCCUAGGGAGACUCACCAAGCUGAACUUUCUGAGGCUAGCUUUUACUGGUCUCAAAGGCACCAUCCCAGCCUCAUUGUUUAACAUGUCUCUCCUUAUAACACUGGACUUGGGAAACAAUGAACUAUCUGGUGUGCUGCCGCCCAACAUUGGUGUCACUCUGCCAAGAAUCCAGUUCCUUUCUUUGUACAACUGCCAGAUUGAAGGGGUCAUCCCAUUGUCGAUAGGCAAUGCUACAGGACUUCGUUUUAUUCAGCUCCAAAGCAACGCUCUUCAGGGUACCGUGCCCCCGGACAUCGGCAGGCUGAAGGAUCUCCAAGUGUUGAACCUGCAGUUCAAUCAGCUUGAUGAUAAGUGGGACAAGGAUUGGCCUCUGAUGGCUGCCCUGGGGAAUUGCAGUAGGCUGUUGGACCUGAGUCUUUCUAGCAACAAGUUUCAGGGUGUGCUCCCCCCUUCUUUUGUUAACCUCACCAUUGGGAUACGGCAGUUAUUUAUGAAUGCAAACAGGAUAAGUGGCAUAAUCCCCCCAGAGAUUGGCAAGUUCAGCAGUCUUCGUGUUCUUGCACUUGCUGACAAUACCCUGGCUGGCACCAUUCCAGACACCAUUGGCAGUCUUCGCAACAUGAUCGCCCUAGAUGUCUCCGGCAAUAACAUAUCUGGUGAGAUCCCACCUAUGCUGGUCGCAAACCUCACUCAACUUGCUAUUCUGGGCUUGUCACGGAACAACCUGCAAGGAAGCAUACCUGAAAGUUUUGAGACCAUGAGCAAUAUUGCAAUCCUGGACUUGUCUUACAAUCAAUUCAGUGGCAUGAUACCAAAACAAGUUGUCAGUCUCUCCUCUCUAACCCUUUUCCUCAACCUGUCUCACAACCUUUUCUCAGGUCCAAUACCUUCAGAAGUAGGUAGAUUGAGCGGCCUUGGGGUUUUAGACUUGUCGAACAAUAGGCUCUCAGGAGAGAUACCACAGGCGCUCUCUCAGUGCCAAGCGAUGGAGUACUUAUUUCUGCAGGGAAACCAGCUUGUUGGUAGGAUUCCGCAAUCACUCGUCUCACUGAAAGGGCUUCAAUACUUGGAUAUGUCACAGAAUAACUUGUCUGGUUCUGUUCCAGAUUUCUUAUCGACAUUGCAGUACUUGCGUUACCUGAACCUGUCCUACAACCAGUUUGAUGGACCAGUGCCGACAAAAGGAGUGUUCAAUGAUUCAAGAAACUUCUUUGUUGUUGGGAACAGAGUUUGUGGUGGUGUUUCAGAGUUGCAGCUGCCGAAAUGUUCUGGUACUGAUAACUCUGGUAAGAGGUUACACAAAUCAAGAACUGCACUGAUCGUGUCUAUCACCAUAGGGUCUUUCUUGGCCCUAGUCCUCAUCACAUGCACUUUUGUGGUGUAUGCUCGAAACCGAGUGAAUCAACAGCUUGUGCAGAGUAAUGAGACGUCUCCUGUGCCAAAGUUGAUAGAGCAGCACUGGAAAUUAUCCUAUGCUGAACUUCACAGGGUUACUGAUGGGUUCUCUGCAGCUAAUCUCAUUGGUAUUGGAAGCUUUGCCUCAGUGUACAGAGGAACACUAGGCAAUGAAAGGCAGGAAGUCGCAAUAAAAGUGCUGAACCUCCUACAGCAUGGCGCUGAGCGGAGUUUCCUAGCUGAAUGCGAGGCGCUGAGAAGUAUCCGACACCGCAAUCUUGUAAAUGUCAUCACAGCCUGUUCGACCAUAGAUCACAGUGGGAAUGAUUUUAAAGCUUUGGUGUAUGAGUUUAUGCCUAACAGAGACCUGGACAAAUGGCUUCAUCCAUCCAUUUGGGAAGGUGAGAGUUCCUCUCGGACGCUAACCAUGACUGAAAGAGUGAGCAUUGCACUCAAUGUUGCUGAGGCUGUUGACUAUCUCCACCACCAUGGCCAUGCACCAAUUGUCCACUGUGAUCUGAAACCGAGCAAUGUACUUCUCGACAAUGACAUGGUUGCCCAUGUAGGAGACUUUGGGCUGUCACGGUUUGUUCAGGGAGCGAACAGGAUCCAGCACACGAGCAACACAGCUGGGAUCAAAGGCACCAUUGGAUACAUUCCUCCAGAGUAUGGAAUGGGCGGUGAAAUUACAGUGGAAGGCGAUGUCUACAGCUAUGGGAUUCUCCUGCUCGAGAUCUUCUCUGCCAAGAGGCCAACAGACCCCUUGUUUCAGGGAGGCCAAAGCAUCCGCAGCUACGUUGCAGCGGCUUACCCUGAGAGAGUCAUGGAAGUUGCUGAUCCAAUGCUGGUGCAGCACGAGGAGAAUAACAUUGGUGAUGGUAGUUUAAAGGAGUGCCUGCUGUCAGUGUUCCGUGUCGCGCUGCGAUGCACGGAGGAAUCACCGAGAGCAAGGAUGAUCACUAGAGAUGCCAUCAGAGAGCUAAUCGCUGUUAGGGAUGCUUGUGAUGACUGAUGAGUUAGGUAGCCGCAUGCACACCACUGCUGAAACUGUUGCGCAACAGAUUGUUUGGUGCUAAGCAUAGCAUGAACAGAGUAGCAUAGCCACCAGAAAUGAAUCAAAGUUUCCUGAUCGGCAUAAGCAGUGUGAACAGCUAUGUUGUUAAGUCUGAGUACCGUGUGUACAAGUGUGGACUUGCAAUCUAUAAAGUUGAGCUCAGAAGACUAGAUGGUUCCUUGACAAGGAGCAGAGUUUCAAUGGCGCUUUGCCGUCUUCUCCACAGUCCAGAUGCUGGACAUUUGCAGUCGCAUUUCUGAGAAGUGUGAAGGGUAGGGAAAAGGAGUCCGUUUUGGUAGGUGGCGACGUGCCGACGUGUCGCGCGCCUGAUAACCGACGUGUCUAUCUGGAGACUGGAGACUGGAGGCGGGCGGCGGAUCCCCUCCGCGCUCCCUCCCCCUCAUCGACGAGUCCCUUCCCGGAGCUGGCCGGCUGGCCGCCGGUGACCAGCUGCCUCCCUUCCCGGAGCUCUCGGCAGGGGCGCAGGCGCCGACGC